GCAGGUGGUGGUUGCUCAUAAAACCCUGCGCCGUGACUCUUGUGCUCUCAAAUUCGAACGAAGAAAAGCGCGGGUUGGAAGAAUUGGUUUGCUAGGGUUUCUAGUUACUCCAAUGGCCACAACUACAGAAGCUAAUGAUGAAGCUUCAAGAAGAAGCACCACCAAGAUUGUUGAUGCUUCGCUUUGGUGGGACCCCUUCCCACACUUGCUCGCUGAACUCGAAUCUGUUUCUCCCUCCUCUGACCUCCCUCCUCCUCUGGAGAAGAAGAUAAAGGUAAAUCAUGCAUGGUUUCUGGACACAGUUUCACUAUUUAAGCCACCAAACCUGAAAUCAAGGGAGGCUUUAGAUGCCAGCCGACUGAAGAUUGGUCUACACCAGAUUACUGUAGAAGCUGAUAAAAAAGAAGCAGCCUUGAAAAUUAGUUCUGCUUUGUGUUUGGAUGAGGUGCAGUCAUAUAUUCUUGUUGAUAGAACCAUUAAUCAAAAAAGUAUCGUUGCUGAUGGUGUAUUUCACGAGCUUCCUCAUUUGGUUAUGCUUCAGUAUUAUUUGGAACGCCAAUGUUUAAUGAAGUGCACACGCCAUAUAAUUAUGCAAGCUUUAUAUAUCGCGACAAGAUCUCAAGAUUCGUUUAUUGUAGAUGAGGCACAGAAAUUGAUUUCUGAUGGACUGGACAGGAAAUUCUUUUCUGUCCUGCAGGAGAAUCUACACUCUAACUUUCCUGAGAACAUGGAUGUUGACCUUUAUACUUUGUGGGCUGAAGAAAUAGUAAUUGAAGACAAUCUUGUAUUGGAUGUUCUUUUCCUCAUAUUUUACGAGUUCUGCCCCUGCACGGGUGAACUGUGGAAAAAAUUGUGCUCACUUUAUGAGGGAUUCAUUUCAAAUUCUUAUAAUUUUGGGAAGUUGGCUGUAUCUGCUGAAGCAGUUUCCUCUAUUUAUCAUGCCAAACUGCAGCUGCUGCUUAUCCUCAUAGAAACUUUGGAUUUGGAAAAUCUUUUGCAGAUGGUUCAUGAUGAAACUCCGUUCAGGCAGGGUUAUGUUACUUUUUCUUUGUCGGAGGUGGAAGAAAUUGAUGCUAUGGUGUCCACUUUUGAUGUUUUCGAAAACAAUGAAUCGGGACCAUUGGUUUUGGCAUGGGCAGUGUUUCUCUGUCUAAUUUCAUCUCUUCCAGGAAAAGAAGAAAACAAUAAACUGAUGGAGAUCGAUCAUAUUGGUUAUGUCCGCCAAGCUUUUGAAGCUGGAUCAUUGAGUUCUUUUCUUGAAAUUAUUGAAAAUGAUAUACUGAGGGAUUUUGAUUUUUUUCAGGGUCCUAUUACUGGUUUUAGAAGUGUUUUGCGGACAUUUUUAUCAGCAUUUAUUGCAUCUUAUGAGAUCAAUCUCCAGCUGGAGGAUGGUAACCUGAAAUUGAUAUUGGAUAUUCUUUGCAAAAUUUAUCAAGGGGAGGAGUCCCUCUGUACUCAGUUUUGGGAUAGGGAAAGUUUUGUUGAUGGUCCUAUCAGGUGCCUUCUUUGCAGCUUGGAGGGUGAAUUCCCAUUUAGAACUGCUGAGCUUUUACAGUUGUUAACUGCACUUUGUGAAGGAGCGUGGCCUGCGGAAUGUGUAUUUAAUUUUCUCGACAAGUCCACUGGAUUGUCAUCUCCUGUUGACAUCAGUAGCUGUGCAAUUGUGAAUGAUGCUUCUCAGACUGUUAUGGUGGUCCAACCAUUACAUCUUCCUGGUAUUGAGGGUCUGGUCAUUCCUAGUGGAACCUGUGGUCAUCUGUUAAAGAUGAUUGAUAGGGAUAUUGCUCUAGUUAGAUGGGAGUUCCCGCAAUCUGGGAUUGUCGUGCUGCUUUUGCGUUUGGCCCAAGGGCUGUACUUGGAGAAAACCAGUGAAAUCGUUAUGACUCUUGGAUUUCUCAGCCGGCUUGUGACUUUCAACAUGGGUGUUUGCUAUUCUCUUCUGAACCUUGGUGGCUAUAUGCACGAUGAAAUGAAUUCACCAACAGAACACCUGCGUAUUAAUGUGGCUGAAAUCAUUUGUGCCUGGAUCAAGAAUCUGUCUCCUAAUUGCUCUGGUGUGGCGUUGAUGUCAAUGGGAGUUAACAUUUUAGCAAAGAUGUUAAAAUGCUCACCAUAUCAUGUUUCAAGAUUGAUAGUCCAGGCAAAUAUCUUUGAUGUUGCUUUUAAGACGAAUCCCUUCAAAGUAGACUCCAAUGGCCUAUCGAGUGGAUCGUGGUUGCUUUCUGGUCGGCUCGCGAAAAUGCUUUUGAUCGACUGUGAGCAGAAUGAUUGUCAAUUGACACUUUCAGUGCUUGACUUCACCAUGCAGCUUAUGGAUUCUGGAAUGGAAAACGAUGUUGUCCUUGCACUAGUCAUUUUCUCCAUUCAGUAUGUCCUUGUUAAUCAUGAAUUCUGGAAUUAUAAAAUCAAGCACACUCGGUGGAAGGUGACACUGAAGGUGCUUGAAGUCUUGAAGAAAUGCAUUUUGUCCAUUUCAUAUAUCCAGAAACUUGGUGAAGUGGUCAAGGAUAUUUUAUUUGGUGAUUCUUCAAUCCACAAUGCACUCUUUCGACUUGUUUGCACAACUUCAGAUGGCCUGGAGAAGCUCUAUUUCAGCCGGCUUUAUGGACUGACAGAUAUUGAAGGAUUACAGCAGGCUAUUGUCUUGGGAUUGGAUAUUCUUUCCAGUAUGCUUUCCGAUUUGUCAAGGGUUGUGCCCACUUUCACCGUCUUUUGUCAAGCAGUCAUGUCACUGACGGCAAAACCAGUGCCUGUGGUUACUGCUGUGAUAUCAUUGAUGUCAUUCUUCCGAAAUCCUAAGAUACAGGUUGGUGCAGCAAGACUGCUCUCCAGGUUGUUUAUUAUUGGAGACGACUCACAAUCAUAUGCACUUAGCAAUGUAUAUUUCGGUCUGGAUGACAAGCAGAUAUAUAAUUUUAAAAAUACCAUUUGUAGCAUUCUUUGUCAAGAGAAAGUAGAAAGUGAGGAUCUCAUAAUUGCUACUUUCAAGAUGCUUACUUCUGCUGCACGCUAUCAGGCUUCUUUUCUUACCGCUGUGAUCGCUUUGGAAGAAAAUUCAAUUUCUGAAUCAUGCAAUGGUGACAAUCAUCCAGCCAACAAUGAUGCAUUACAGUGCAAUGCUGCAAACAUAUUAGAUUGCAUAUGGAUUUAUGUUAAAAGAUCUGAUGAUCUUGUGAUGACCAAAUCACGUAUAAUGUGUAAUGUGCUAAACUUCCUAAAAGCAUUAUGGCAAGGAGCUGCUCAUUAUACAAAUCUUCUGAAGCAGCUGAGAAAUUCAGACUUCUGGGAAAAGCUACUGAUUUCUGCCGUGCUUUCCAUAAGUAAGAAGAGUUGCCAAUCUGAUAGCACGACCGAAUUGGAGCUCCAAAAUCUGGCAUACAGAUAUCAGUGUCAACAUAAUGUAUUGGAUGUGGUGGCCUGUGAAAUGAUCCUGCAGAAAAAGAUUUUACAUUCUGAGUUGGUCACAAAAGAAUCUUCCAAAUGUUUACAUAACGGGUCAGAUGGCUGUAAAGUAGCAACAGCUGAAAGUUCAUGUAACCUGAAGGAAAUUUUUGGAGCGUGGUGUGGGAGCUCAUUGGAUGCGGAGACUAUCAAGACAUUUGUUUCAUUUGAGUAUGAUGAUUCUGUAAAGCUGCGUGCAAGGGUUGCUGCUGGUCUGUUUGCUGUGCGCAUCAUGUGUAAAGUAAAAGGCGGUGAUAGAGGAAGUUUGUCUGUUUCACUCGUUGAUAAAGUUACUAACCUGUGGGAAAAGUUGAGGAAGUUGCCAGCCUUUUCUGAGUUGAUGGCUAUUUAUACGAAGCAUGGUUACAGUGGAGGAAAUGAACUGGACGACUUAAUUCUCAAUGAUUUAUUCUAUCAUCUGCAAGGAGAGCUUGAAGGUAGACAUAUUUCCCACAUGCCAUUCAAGGAGCUGUCACAAUAUCUGCUACAGUCAAAUUUCUUGCAAACAUAUCAGCGCAAGCACCAUGAGGACAUUUUCCCUCAAACUGAUGGUGUCUGCUUAUAUGACACUGACCGUCUGCAAGGGGACAUGGCUAUUGAUUUGUGGGAUCUUUCGGAUUGGAAAGCAUCCAAAGUGGUUGCAGAAAUGCUGUUGCUCUCUUUGCAGAAUGUGAAUGUCAUGGUGUCACUCACAACAUCCAAGCUUUCAGCUUUAAUAGCUUUGGCAACUACUUUCUCCAUAUCUGACAAUGAUAAUGUGAGUUUUGCGUCACUUGAUAAUGAGGUUAGAAGUGGCAGAAAAAUUCCUGAAAAAUCAUUGUCAUCUAGCAUUGAUAAUAUAUGCCAGUCUCUCCACCGCACAAUCGAGCUAUUACCUCCUGUUUCUGAUGCUAGUGAAGACAUAGUUGAUAUUCUUGCAGCUCAAGCAGAGUUGCUUUUCCACUUUACCAGGUCUCUGAGUACACAUUUAUCUUUAUCUACAUGCCUUCUGAUAUUAAAAACUUCAGGUUAUGGCCUCAAGGUGUUGUGUAACUGUAGGCCAUUGGUUACUGGUGUUUUUUAUCCAAUGAAGAUAUUUUUGAUGCUAGUUCUCUUUUCACUCAAAUCAAGUUGGAGAGAUUCUCGUCUUGGAGUACAAACAAAAAUUGAGCAUAAUGAAGCCUUACCUGAGGCAGCUAAUGUGAGCUUGGGGCUACUACCGCUGAUUUGCAACUGUAUUGAACUUAAUGAACAUUGCUCCCUCUCUGUGAUUAUUACCGAUCAAAUAAUCAAAGGUUUUUCAACACCUGCUACUUGGUUCCCCAUAAUUCAAAAACAUCUCCCAAUGCAGCGUAUUGUUCUUAAACUUCAAGAUAAAAGCUCCUAUUCAAACAUUGGCAUUCUAUUGAAGUUUCUUUUGACUAUUGCACAUGUGAAGGAAGGUGCUGAGAUGCUUGUAAAAACUGGUUUCUUUGCAUCGUUAAGUGUGUUGUUGGCUGACCUAUCUAAUGGUAGACCUCUCUCAGUAGUUGAGAGGGAGAGAAAUCUGGCAAACACCUUUGAGAAUAUUGAAAGGGCUCAACCUAUUUGGGGACUUAGCUUGGCUGUGGUUACAGCAAUUAUUAACUCUUUAGGAGAAAGUUCGAUUUUCAAUGUGGAACACGUGGUGACUUACUUCCUCUUGGAGAAGGCUGAUCUAAUUUCAUAUUAUCUAAGUGCUCCGGAUUUUCCACCAGAUGAUCAUGAUAAGAAAAGACUUCGGGCACUCAAACCACAUACUUCAUUGAGUGCUCUUAGAGAGAUUGAAAAUACAGUUAUGUUAAUCUGUGUUCUGGCAAAGCAUAGGAAUACCUGGUCAAGGGCCAUGAAAGAAAUGGAGUCACAGUUGAGGGAAAGAUGCAUACAUUUAUUGGCCUUUAUUAGCUGCGGUACACCACGUCAUGGGGAAUCACCAGGAAGAGUUCCCCCCAUCUUUUGUCAUCCUACCCUUAGGGAGGAGUACGAGUGGCACAAAAAGCCAUCAUCUAUCAGUAGCAAAAAUGGCUGGUUUGCUUUUUCUGCUUAUUGCUGCAGUCUAAAUCCCAAAUAUUCAUCUUUUUCGUCUAGAACUGCUACUUUGAUCAAAGAUCAACCAAAUGAGCAUGCUAACCUGACUUCGCAGACACACUUUUCAGAUGCAAUGUCUAUUCAGAUAUACAGAAUUACCUCUCUUCUCCUUAAGUUUUUGUGUCAACAAGCUGAAGAUGCUGCUGCAAGGGCUGAAGAAGUGGGUUUUGUCGAUCUUGCUCAUUUUCCUGAGCUACCAAUGCCUGAUAUCCUUCACUGCUUGCAGGAUCAAGGAAUAACUAUUGUCACUGAAUUGUGCGAAGCCAACAAGUUGAAGCAGGUUACUUCUGAAAUACAAGGGGUCUGUAUUUUGCUGUUGCAAAUUACUGUUAUGGCAUUGUACCUGGAAUUUUGUGUGAUCCAAAUCUGUGGAAUGAGACCUGUCCAUGGACAUGUUGAGGACUUCUCCAAGGAAUUUUAUGCUCUGACAAAAGCUAUGGAAGGACAUACAUUUUUGAAAGAAUCUAUGAACUCCUUGAAGCAAAUGGUGUCUUUUGUGUAUCCUGAAUUAUUGCAGGCAGAAGAUGUAUGAAAUUUAGGUUGUCUUUGAGCCCUUGGGUAGGUGAAUCUCAUAAUAUUGUUGAUAAUCAAUU
This is a messenger RNA of Solanum verrucosum, 6119 nucleotides long. RefSeq lists its product as uncharacterized. The transcript has 32 exons. The coding region runs from base 113 to 6058 and encodes 1981 amino acids. The record is from RefSeq and is a predicted model, not a curated record. Gene Ontology annotation, biological process: RNA export from nucleus; protein import into nucleus. Gene Ontology annotation, cellular component: nuclear pore inner ring. NCBI's taxonomy places the organism in Eukaryota, Viridiplantae, Streptophyta, Magnoliopsida, Solanales, Solanaceae. Gene Ontology annotation, molecular function: structural constituent of nuclear pore.